AUGAAAUUGGCGUUGUUUGUGGCCGUUGUAUUGACCAUGGCUGAGCUGGUGGACAUGAUAGAAAUGGAACGUAUUGCUCAAAAUUUGGGUAAAGGGAAAGAAGAACAAGAAGAUGAGAGUGAUGAUCGUUUUGAAGAUGAGUUAGAAGGCUCAAAAAGUGUUGCAAAUGACCAGCUGAUCGAUCAAAAGUUGGUUAAGGGAGUAGAAGAUGAAGAGGAUGAGGGUGAUGGUUGUUUUGGGGAUGAAUUAGAAGUCUCAGAAGUUCUUACAAAUGACCAAAUGAUCGAUCAAUGUUUGUUAAGGGAGUGA
This is a messenger RNA of Ilex paraguariensis (yerba mate), 309 nucleotides long. NCBI's taxonomy places the organism in Eukaryota, Viridiplantae, Streptophyta, Magnoliopsida, Aquifoliales, Aquifoliaceae. The record is from the annotation of a GenBank genome assembly.